AUGACAACGUUGUCCUGCAGUUAUUUGCCAGAUUAUUUUUCUCUCACGGACAUUUUGUGUACGGAAGAAAGACUAUCGUGCAAAGUAGAGGUUACGCUACCUCGUUUGGGUUUCCUGGAUCUUUCUUCCGAGUCUGAGGACCUGAAAUCGGGUACAAAGUUGGAGCUUCCGUUAUGGCUAGCGCAACCAUUAAACCUGGCAAAAGAAUCGAUAGUCAGCAUAGAUAUACCCAAAACGUACAAAGAAGGCUACAGAGAAAUUUUAUUGGCAGAUGCUUGCACCGUCAUGUUAAAUAAGUGGAAUCCAUAUUAUUACGAAGUAGGAAUGUAUUUAAAAAAGUUUAAUAAUCGUGAUUGUGAAAUGAUAAUUGACAGUUUGUUGCUGACCUUUAGAUCACGAUUCAGACUAGUCAUGGACUGGGCACAGAAUCCUGUUUCCGAUCCUACGCUCAAUAAUUUACUGCCAAGAUUGGAGAGAGAUCUAUUUCUAGAAGGUAGAAAAGCCAAGGUGCUGUUGAACAAAUGGUUGAAGAAAGGUUCGAACGUCAUCGAGACCUCACAAAGCGCAGUGAAUCUGAGAAAACGUAAGCGGACGGAUUAUGAACUCGAUUGAAAUGUGCCUUUAUAGGAUUUACGUGCAGGUAACAGAACGCAAGUGUUUAUUACACCGUUGACUAUCGUAUUCCGAGUUGUACAGAAUAAAAUUCCACAUUAUUGAAAUAUUCCUUUAUUCAAAGAUACAAGUACAUCUGUACGAGAGUUCUACUUAUUAAAUAACGAAUAAAAAUUUUAUUUACA
This is a messenger RNA of Ooceraea biroi (clonal raider ant), 797 nucleotides long. RefSeq names its product DNA replication complex GINS protein PSF3 (gene Psf3). Gene Ontology annotation, biological process: mitotic DNA replication initiation. The record is from RefSeq and is a predicted model, not a curated record. Gene Ontology annotation, cellular component: GINS complex. Lineage: Eukaryota; Metazoa; Arthropoda; Insecta; Hymenoptera; Formicidae.